Messenger RNA from Symphalangus syndactylus (siamang), 2061 nucleotides. RefSeq names its product regulator of G protein signaling 1 (gene RGS1). The record is from RefSeq and is a predicted model, not a curated record. NCBI's taxonomy places the organism in Eukaryota, Metazoa, Chordata, Mammalia, Primates, Hylobatidae.
ACACUAUCCAUUCACAUUAAAAUAGAAUUUCUACAGUGUCCAGCACAGAGAUUUUAAAUAAAUGUGGUCGGCACUCCUUAGUCACUGUUGCCAUCUUCACUCUCUCCAUCUCUCGUUUUCAUCAACCUGUAAGGAAAUGCAAACAGCUUGGAAUCAGGAGCUAUAGACUGUGAAUGAAAAAUGCAAACAACCUGGAAUCAAGAGCUACAUACGGUAAAUGAGUUGUCUCAUUUAAUCUCCACUGCAUCCACUCCUAGAGAAGCUUGGAAAAUUUCUCCACCUUUAAAAUAAAAUGGAGGGUAGAGGCCUUGCCUUAAAAAGCUGAAUGAAAUCUCCAUCACUCCACUCGGCUGCCCCUUGCUGACUUUGUGGAAAGAAGCCUGCGUGCACAAUUGCUGGAGGAAGAAAUUAGAAAAAAAACUGGGCAGGCUUUUCAUUGCCUCAACCCUUCAUAUUCCAAUCCUACAGAAAUGAUGCUCCAACUAACUAAAACUGGACAGAGAAGAGUGGAGAUAAUUUAAGAUAUGCUGAUUUCCUUCCUUUUAUUGCUGGGUGCCAAACAAUACCUCUCAAAGAUGAUACACGUCACAGCACACCAAGAAAGGGGGAACUUCCAGUGUCUGUGGUAACAUCACUUGAUAAACAGACUCCUUUAAACAGCAAGUGCCUGUCUGCAAUCUACUAUAUAAAGCAGCAGAGACGUUGACUAGCGCAUAUUUGCUAAGAGCACCAUGUGCGCAGCAGCCAUCUCCACUCCAAAGUUAGACAAAAUGCCAGGAAUGUUCUUCUCUGCUAACCCAAAGGAAUUGAAAGGAACCACUCAUUCACUUCUAGACAACAAAAUGCAAAAAAGGAGGCCAAAGACUUUUGGAAUGGAUAUGAAAGCAUACCUGAGAUCUAUGAUUCCACAUCUGGAAUCUGGAAUGAAAUCUUCCAAGUCCAAGGAUGUACUUUCUACUGCUGAAGUAAUGCAAUGGUCUCAAUCUCUGGAAAAACUUCUUGCCAACCCAACUGGUCAAAAUGUCUUUGGAAGUUUCCUAAAGUCUGAAUUCAGUGAGGAGAAUAUUGAGUUCUGGCUGGCUUGUGAAGACUAUAAGAAAACAGAGUCUGAUCUUUUGCCCUGCAAAGCAGAAGAGAUAUAUAAAGCAUUUGUGCAUUCAGAUGCUGCUAAACAAAUCAAUAUUGACUUCCGCACUCGAGAAUCUACAGCCAAGAAGAUUAAAGCACCAACCCCCACGUGUUUUGAUGAAGCACAAAAAGUCAUAUAUACUCUUAUGGAAAAGGACUCUUAUCCCAGGUUCCUCAAAUCAGAUAUUUACUUAAAUCUUCUAAAUGACCUGCAGGCUAAUAGCCUAAAGUGACUGGUCCCUGGCUGAAGGGAAUUAAAAGAUAGUAUCAAGUGCAGAAGGAAUGUGCCAGUGUGGCUCCCUGGGUGAACAGCUUGGCCUUUUUUGGGUGUCUUGACAGGCCAAGAAGAACAAAUGACUCAGAAUGGAUCAACAUGAAAGUUAUCCAGGCGCAGAGUUGAAGAAGCGUAAGCAAGACAAAAACAGAGAGACCGUAGAAGGAAGAAGAUACUGUGGUACUGUCAUAAAAAACAGUGGAGCUCUGUAUUAGAAAGCCCCUCGGAACUGGGAAGGCCAGGUAACUCUAGUUACACAGAAACUGUGACUAAAGGCUAUGAAACUGAUUACAACAGACUGUAAGAAUCAAGGUCAACUGACAUCUAUGCUACAUAUUAUUAUAUAGUUUGUACUGAGCUAUUGAAGUCCCAUUAACUUAAAGUAUAUGUUUUCAAAUUGCCAUUGCUACUAUUGCUUGUUGGUGUUAUUUUGUUUUAUUGUUUUUGACUUUGGAAGAGAUUAACUGUGUAUUUAACUUAAGCUACUGCUCUUAAAACCAGGGAGUCAGAAUAUAUUUGUAAGUUAAAUCAUUGGUGCUAAUAAUAAAUGUGGAUUUUGUAUUAAAAUAUAUAGAAGCAAUUUCUGUUUACAUGUCCUUGCUACUUUUAAAAACUUGCAUUUAUUCUUCAGAUUUUAAAAAUAAAUAAUUCAAAUAAGA